This is a messenger RNA of Dipodomys spectabilis (banner-tailed kangaroo rat), 436 nucleotides long. RefSeq names its product ATP synthase membrane subunit j (gene Atp5mj). Gene Ontology annotation, cellular component: mitochondrion. The record is from RefSeq and is a predicted model, not a curated record. Bases 112 to 294 code for a protein of 60 amino acids. The transcript is spliced from 4 exons. Lineage: Eukaryota; Metazoa; Chordata; Mammalia; Rodentia; Heteromyidae.
CUGCUCCUUCCGCCUUCCCGGCGGGCCCUGCGCGGCGCCUGCGCGGCUCGUGACCUUUCCUGGCGGACGGCUGUGGGGUCUGGCGGGGUCUGAGCCCUCGGUCCCGUCGAGAUGCUUCAAAGCUUUUUGAAAAAUGUCUGGAUCCCCCUGAAACCCUACUACACCCAGGUUUACCAGGAGAUCUGGGUAGGGAUGGGGUUGAUGGGCUUCAUCGUGUAUAAGAUCAGGAGUGCUGAUAAAAGAAGUAAGGCUUUAAAAGGUUCCGCCCCUGCGCCUUCUCACGGCCAUCAUUAGCUCCUCUGCACGAUGGGAAACGCCGGUCUGCCUGCACAUUUGAGCAAGCUUGGUUAGCUGGGAACACGGAACACCGCUGUACAUAUCCUUGUAGGGGCACCACUUCUUCUGUGGCAUGAAUAAAAUGUGUCUGUGAGAUGCA